CAGGAAGCUAAUGUAGAUAGCGUUCUAAAAACAGCUGAUACAAUUCGUACAUAGUUUUGUACUUUGAAUUUAGUUUGGUUAUUGGUUUAGUUUAUUAUUUGUAAUAUCCCGAUUUUUAUUAAUAAUUUUUAUAGUGUCAUAAUGACUCUUUCAAAUAUAUCAGGAAUACCAGAUAAACAUUGGCAACCUCCUUUCGUGGCUUUUGAGACAACUAUGGGUGAAAUAGUCAUUGAAUUAUACUGGAAACAUGCACCUAUAACGUGUAGAAAUUUUGCUGAAUUGACACGUCGUGGAUAUUACAAUGGUACAAAGUUUCAUAGAAUAAUUCGUGAUUUUAUGAUACAAGGUGGAGAUCCAACUGCUACAGGAAAAGGUGGUAUGUCCAUAUAUGGAGAUAGUUUUGAUGAUGAAAUUCAUGAUGAUUUGAAACAUACUGGCGCUGGUAUAUUAUCCAUGGCAAACUCUGGACCAGAUACAAAUGGAUCUCAAUUUUUUAUUACAUUAGCACCUACACAGUGGUUAGAUGGAAAGCAUACUAUAUUUGGACGAAUUCAUUCUGGUAUGGCAAUAGUAAAAAGAAUUGGUCUUGUUGAGACAGAUAAGAACGAUAGACCUAUCGAUGAUGUUAAAAUUGUUAAAGGAUCAGUGAGAAAUGCAUGAAUCUUUUGAAUGGAAGAUAGUAGAAGCAGGAGAUUAAAGUAAAUAUGGAUCAACUGGAAAAACCAGGAUUAGUAUGUUCUAUAACACAUCGACGACAAUAACGUUUAACUGCGCGGUAUCCAACCCAAGUUACUCUAGGGCAUUCUCCGAUAUUUAACUGUCUCAAACCACGUACGUAAUACGCUAAUGCUUCCAGUCCAGCAUCUGUGAUUCGUUCGCAACCACAAAGAGAGAGCUUUUUCAAAUUAGGACAGCCUGUGGAAAGAGCCUCGAGUGUGGCAUCACCGAUAUCGCAUUUUCCUAUGUCAAGAGCUCUGAGCCGUGGACAUCCACGUGCCAAAGCCGAAGUAGCGCUAUCACUGAGUGCUUCGCAACCACGUGCAUUCAAGUAACGUAAUUUAUAACAAUGUCUUGCUACCACAAGCAAACCGGCAUCAGAUACACGGUCGCAUUUACCAACAGAAAAAUAUCUUAACGAUGGCCCUAGACGUGCGGCCACUUCACGUACACCAAAAUCUGUUAUUUUUGCGCAAUCAGAUACAGAAAGUUGUCGUAAAUUUCCACAGUAAGAUGCAAUAGCAACGAAACUGGCAUCGGUUAUACGUGCGCAUCGUCGGAGAUAAAGGCACGCAAGUUGUGGCAUACGGGAGAGCGUUAAUACCAAACCAGAAUCUUCAAUAUUGUGACAAUCGCUUAAAUCAAGCGAUUGUAAUUGCAACGAUGUUAUCCGGCUACAAGCUUUAGUCACACUCACACAUCCAGUUAAAUCUAAUUCUUUUAAAUGCACGCAAUUAUCUAAAAUGGCAGUCACAUUAGCAUCCGUGACGCGUCGCGAAUGACGCAAAAUUAGAGAAGUUAAACUUAAAAAUGGCAGUUGUCGAAAGACUCCAGGAAGACCUGUGGCACCUUCCAAUAUCAACCGGCGAAUACAAGAAUGACAUCCUCGCUGUGCUAAAGCAUUUAGUGCUAUAGUCGCAUUUUGAGGAUACUGUAUUUCAACUUCCUUCCAUAAGGAUGGAUGCCACGCUAUUUCCCAUAGACGUCUACAAGUUUGCGCCAAAGCACAGCGAUCUCUAGUACUUAACCAGGAGAAAAUUUUUAAUAACAACUCAUCGUCAAGUUGGUAAAGACCUGUAACAUAUGCUCUUUUCUGUUGUGACAGCGGUUGUUGUCUCGUAGAUACAGAUGUAAUAGCAGAUGAGGAAGGCACACGACAACCACUGUUGUCAAGAGUAUGGUAUCCAAGAUCAAUUGCAUCAGAGGAUGGCCUGUAUAAAGACACUUUCUGUGUUGUAUAUCCAAUUCCUCGUUCAGAGUUAUUUUUCUCCCCAAAAGAUGGAAAGAGGAGUGGACAGGAUCCAUCCAUUCCAUGCUCUGAUUUUUAAAAGAAGAAAAAAUUUUAUUUUAAUUAAAAUGUUAAAAUAUAAUGAAAAUUCAAGAUAA
Vespula pensylvanica (western yellowjacket) is the source of this 2103-nucleotide messenger RNA. It is a transcript of the gene Cypl, whose product is annotated as peptidyl-prolyl cis-trans isomerase-like 1. Bases 142 to 660 code for a protein of 172 amino acids. Gene Ontology annotation, biological process: protein folding; protein peptidyl-prolyl isomerization. Lineage: Eukaryota; Metazoa; Arthropoda; Insecta; Hymenoptera; Vespidae. Gene Ontology annotation, molecular function: peptidyl-prolyl cis-trans isomerase activity. The record is from RefSeq and is a predicted model, not a curated record. The transcript is spliced from 5 exons. Gene Ontology annotation, cellular component: catalytic step 2 spliceosome.